AUGAAGACCUCAUUUAUGACUCUCUUCGGCCUCGUCGCCAGCAUCCUUGCCAUGCCUGCCACCAGACUUAACAGCCGCCAAGCAGGACUCUGCUCAUCGGCCCUCGCCACCCCGCUUUGCUGCGAUGUUGACGUCCUAGGUGUUGCGGACCUUGACUGUGCACCCCCCGCUUCUCAACCAACCGAUCUCCAGAGCUUCAAUGACAUCUGCGCUGCCGAUGGCAAAAUUAACAUGUGCUGCGUCCUCCCUAUUCUCGGACAAGCUCUCGUUUGCCAAGCUCCCAACCCAUAG
This is a messenger RNA of Venustampulla echinocandica, 291 nucleotides long. RefSeq lists its product as uncharacterized. Gene Ontology annotation, cellular component: extracellular region. The coding region runs from base 1 to 291 and encodes 96 amino acids. The transcript has 3 exons. Lineage: Eukaryota; Fungi; Ascomycota; Leotiomycetes; Helotiales; Pleuroascaceae. The record is from RefSeq and is a predicted model, not a curated record.